Molecule: messenger RNA, 3024 nt
Organism: Aspergillus fijiensis CBS 313.89
Lineage: Eukaryota; Fungi; Ascomycota; Eurotiomycetes; Eurotiales; Aspergillaceae
Exons: 3
Coding region: 1-3024 (1007 amino acids)
Biological process (GO): regulation of transcription by RNA polymerase II; positive regulation of DNA-templated transcription, elongation
Cellular component (GO): cyclin/CDK positive transcription elongation factor complex; nucleus
Molecular function (GO): cyclin-dependent protein serine/threonine kinase activator activity
Source: RefSeq, a predicted model, not a curated record
AUGGCUGCCCCCGCUCUCUCCACCAGCGGGUUGAUCGAUCCAACAAAACAAGCCGAGUAUCCUAUUGUGCUGGGUGACAGGCUCGCUGGCAAGGGUGCAUCAGACUCCCAGCUAGUCAACAUUCAAUAUAACUACAAAACCAAAUCUGCGACCGCCCGAUCUAAAAUCUCUCGAUCAAGGCAGUCUCGGGAUCGUUACAAUCUGACGAUCACGGAUAAAGCACCAAAUGCCGAGCAGAAUGUGCUGACCUACACCUAUCAAGGCAGUGUAGAUCCGGCACAAGCUGCGCUGGAAUCUCGGGAACAUAAUCUUGUCCUGGUAUUUGACGCCAAUCGGAAAGUGUUCGUACUAGAACCAGUAACGACACAGCUCAACUUUAAUCUUCGGUCAGCCCCAGCGAAGUCACACAAGCAGGUCCUUGAACAAUAUGAGCAACUACGAACGUUGCAGGAGGAAGACCAUGGUUCGGGUGACGAUCGGGCGUCUGACAAUGCCAGUGGUAAUGAUGACGGCCCGGCGGAUGACAACAACCCCUUUGAUUUUCGUCAUUUUCUUCCAAAGGAGAACGUCGAUGACGACAAAUCUGCUUCAGAUACCAGUGUGGGCAAAGCUGCGACACCAUUGAUGUUUGCUGUUAAACCCACUCCGAGUCCCAAGCCCGUGCCAGACAAGCAGAAGCAGCGGGAACCACUGCUCCGGAAAAAGGAGCGAGCAGAGGCUGUCAGGCUCCCGAAGUCAACACCGACAAAAGCACCCCCGAAGUCCCCGGCACGAAUCGAACGCAAGGGAACCGACCGGAAGGUCGUUAAAGAGGAUGACGUGCGGGUGAGCACAGCGAAGCCCCCGCCGGCUGAGACUGGCUUGGGAUUGGUCUCGUCCCAGGUAACCGAGCCUUCGCCGGGGUCAAAUAUCAUCAUCGACGGUGACUUGAUUAUCGAAAUGGGCUCGCCGCGGCCCUCGAGAAUCGACACGACCUACUUCUCCGAUACGCACACACCGGCCAGUGACGAUCACGAGGAGGAAGAUGAUGAAGAUGUUGACCAUCUCCGACUUCCUUCACCAGCCCGCCACGGGAAAGCGCCUGCAGUUCGCGAGCCUGUCUCUGCGCCGCUCGUGGAUGAAGAUGAGCUGGAUGACGAUGAUGCCCUAGCCGCUGAGAUGGAGGCGGCCUUUGAAGAAAGUGCGCGGGAGGAAGAAGAGGCACGUAACCACCAGUCGCAGCCACCAUACUCGUCGCAUCUGUACCACGCACCUAGUGAGGAUGAGAGCGAGUUUCUCGCGCUUUACAGCCCAGUCCAUCGCACUCAGCCGCUGCGAAACUUACCCGUUUUUCUCCAUAACGCUUACUGUCGCGACUCGUGGACCAACACGCCUCAUAUGCACACGAUGGCCUCUCCACGCGGCCACCGUCCGGGUCCCAGGCCUGUUCCUGCGCCUUCGAAUACCGUCCUCCUCGCGACCCAAGCUCAGUGGCUCUUCACCGAUGAAGAGCUCACGCGAACGCCGUCACAGCUCGAUGGGAUGAAGAUGGAGGCGGAAAAUACCUCCCGCAGCAAGGGCGUGAAUUUCAUCUCCCAGGUGGGUAUCAUGCUCAAGCUGCCGCAACUCACGCUUGCGACGGCCGCCGUCUACCUCCAUCGUUUCUUCAUGCGAUACAGUAUGGUCGAUCUGCCGCAACGACCUGGAAUGCACCCCUACCCCAUCGCUGCUACGGCACUGUUUCUGGCUACAAAAGUUGAUGAGAAUGUGCGGAGGAUGAAGGAGCUUGUGGUCGCUUGCUGUCGGGUAGCCCAGAAGCAGCCGAAUCUGGUGGUUGACGAGCAGUCCAAAGAGUUUUGGAAAUGGCGCGACACGAUCCUCGUCAACGAGGAUACCCUCCUGGAGGCGCUGUGCUUCGACCUGCAGCUGGAAGAGCCGUAUCGCAUCCUUUACGAAUUCCUGCUGUUCUUCAACGUGGCCGAUAACAAACAGAUGCGCAAUGCGUCAUGGGCCUUUGUCAAUGAUUCGAUGUUUACCGUCCUGUGCCUACAGUUCACCGCUCGCAACAUCGCCGCCGCCGCGCUGUACGCCGCCGCCAAGCAUUGCGACGUCGGGUUUGAAGACGACGAACUCGGUCGGCCCUGGUGGGAGCAAAUCGAUGUGGACAUCCACGAGGUGCGUCGUACGGUCACAAGAAUGGCACAAUUAUAUGAGCACAAUGCCUUGCAAAGAAAUACGUACUAUCUGUCCGCCCCCACCGCGUCAGACGAGGGUACUGAGAAGACCAGGAUCCCGCGCGCGGGCGGUACGACAGAGCCCGCGCCAGGAACAGACCCCGUCAAUGGGCGCAAGCGGUCCAGGGAGCCCGAAGAGCAGACUCACGACCGCACCCUGCACGAAUCGACUACGUCGCGCGACCACGAGCCAGCUAGACAGAAUGGUACACGGUCGCCGAAGCGACAGCGGAGGGAAGCGGAAGGCGUGGUGGCCGAGAGAGGCCCUGCGCAUGAAUCCUCGACUGUCCCCCACUCUAAUGGAGGGCCACCGUCAUCCCAAGACCGACACCACGGCAACGGUCACGUUCCUGCGGGACAACUCCCGCCGCCUCCCCAUCACUCACAAUCACGCCAUCCGCAUCCUCUGCCCCCUGCCCCUCGACCGUUCCCUCGCCGUGAUAGCGCCAGCCGGGGAAGUAAGCCGGGGCAACCGGUGGAUCCGAUCCAGCAACGGAUCGACGAGAUUGUACAACAGAAUAUGUCCUCCCACGGGUCUCCGAGCUCUGCUAGAUCUGAGCGACGGCCAAUAGACCGUCAUCGAAGCGACUGGGACGUAGAAUCAGACGAGCGCAGGCGACGCCCGUCUGCUGGUGGCAGGAAGCCAUCCUACGAAGAGCAUUCGAACCACUCCCGUGCACCACCUCCACCUGCUCCUCCACCCCCUCCUCCGCCACCUCCUCCGGAAGAAGCCCGGCCACCGUCACCGGAACCAAGGAUACCCGUUGAAAAUGAUGAUGAGGGCGGAGGGAGUGAGGAGGGCGAGCUUUGA